UUAGUAGUGGCUGAUCAGCUGUUCAUUGACAUUGUGGAUAGUGGAGUGUUUCUAUCAUUUCAUCACUGGUGUUUUCUUUAAGGAUUUAACUUAUAAAAUGGAAGAGCCCAGUUUGUUGAGUCUACCUCAAGAAGUCCUGAUACACAUUGGUAGUUUCCUGGACCUGCAGGACCUUCUGGCCUGUUCGGGGACUUGCUCUCAGCUACGCUCGGCUCUCAAUGACAACUGGUUGUGGCGAAGACAAUGCAGGCCUAGCGUCAUCAGCUACAUAAACACCAGCAAUAGUAUCGUCAGUCCUGCGUUCCAGUACACAGAGAUCGAAACUUUGGAACCACUCUGCCUCGAACGAAUAAAUCUGCUUCGGCAAAACCACCUGUUGAGCAACUGGAGACAUGGAAGAUCAGUAAAUCAUGAAGCACAAACCUCUGGGAACGGAAUCUUUCUGGAGAACAACGACCGACAAAUCAUCUACGACAACAUUUAUCUUUUCCUCCACGUCAUGAGCACCAAUGAAAUAAACAUUUGGAACAUUGAGAACGAGCCAUACUUGUACACCACUGUAACAUUCAACCUCUACGAGUACAACAUGGAGGACGAAGACUGGACAGAUAUCGUGAGAGUUUGGUAUCAAAUUGUGGGUGACAAGCUGGUGGUGAUUCAGGGAAACUUGAUUCAAGUUUAUGCAAUUCACCUGCCAAAUAAGGAUGUUCCGUUGAACCAUUUGAUUUCCAUCGACAGAGAUGCAGCUGUUCUGGACUUCCAGGAGACUUUGUAUACAGAUUGUUACAGUUGGAUUGUAGGGCAUUUGUUGUUUUCCAGACUCUGUUAUCUUCCUGUUGUACAUGUGUGGGACAUCACAACGGGGGAGAAGAUCAGAGCUUUACGAGCCCCCACAACAGGAUGGGACUUGUACGUGAUUUCAUUAGACGAUGUAAAAAACGUAAUUUUUAGUUUAAGAACUGACGACCCUUUCUCAAUGGGUCCUGAAGAUUAUUCUAAGAUCACGAAUCACAUCUCAAGCUACAACGUAGCCAAAGAUGAGUUUACACCGAUAUAUCCCAACCUGGCAGGCUGCAAGCCAGUUCAUGCUAUGCACUAUAGGAGCUAUGUAGUGUUGUUUUGUAUCGAUGAUAUGUUCAUUUUUAUAUGUUCUAUUUACGUUUACGACUUUAAAACUUGUACGACAGUGGCACACAGAACAUUUUCUGAUCUUGUAGGGUUGUACAAGUCACGUAUCGUAGAAGACCGUUUAGUUUUAGCUUCUCAAAGCUCAAUUGAUAUUUUGGAUUUCACUAGCUUAAAUGCCCUGCAAAGCUUAAAAAUCGAAGACAUUAUUGACAUUGAUUAUUUUCCAGUUUUUAGUUCAACGUUCAUUGUUACUUCCUCUGUGAAAAGUGAAAUUGAAGUUUGGGAUAUAAACAAAAGUGAGGUAAUUCUGAAAAUUCCUCUUCAAAGUUUUGUAUUUUUAAACGAUUCUUGUUCUAAAUUGGUUGUUGUAUCUGGGCAAAAAUUGCUUGUGAAAACAUUUUGGUAAUACAAUGGAAUUAGAAGAGGGAUUGAAGGUCAUCAGUUAUGUAUCUAAUUUUAAAUUUAAGCUUUAUUCACUAAGCUGUCACUUUCAAAACUAUGAAAAUAGUCUAAUUUAGUUCCUAUUUGUAAGUAUAUUCAUUUAAAAACAUUAUAAAGCGUAGGUUGGAUAUCAUAACGUAUAUCCCUACCACAAAUCAUUCUUGCAAAAAUAAAAACAAAAUAAAACUUUAUUUUUAUUUAUUUAACUUUAUUUAUAAAAAAAAUCAAAAUCAUGAUACGUUGUCUCAAUAAAUACACAUAGAAUAAAAGUAAUUUUAUUUCUUUCUUCACAAUAAAUUAACAUAAUUCAUAUUGGAAAAUAUUAAUGCUACUUUAUCACAGUGCCGUCCAGCUACCUUACAGGUAUGUCUCAUAACCUAGCUAACCAGUUACCACCAGAGAGAUGAAUAGAUUAUAACUGGUGUCACCACUCAGUGUUUAUAAAGCAUGACACUGUUUUUGCUCUUUUUUUAUAUUUUUCAUGUUAUUAUGUUGGCCAUAUUGGUUGGUUGGAUAGCUGUCAAAUUUGAUCCAAUCAGAUAAGGUUAUUUACCAAACAGAGACAAUGUGACCAAAAGACCUAGCAACAAGCACACGUUACUGUACUUAAAUGUUUAUCCAGAAAGUAGUGACUCCAUUUGUAAUCAAUUUAUCUCUAUGGUUACCACCUGCUCAGUGGGAUCAUCCUAAACCUAAAUUGUUAAAAGUUAUGGGUUGAACUCCUAUAGGAAAACAAUGCACAGCAUUUUCAUAUCCUUUCCAACUAACCUCAAACCUUUUGCUUUCUCCAAACCAAAUGAACUGUUUGUUGAUACAGUACAAUGAUUAAUCCUAGCUUAGUAAGUAGGCUAUGUAUUACAAUAAAAUAGUUGGAGUAUUAGAGGUUGUAAAGAAUUAGUUUCAGUGCUCAGACAAAUCUUGGACAAUAAAUUAAUACAAUAAAUUAACUUGCCGUAGAUUUUCUAAACUCUCUCAUGACAUCCGAACAAGAAAAGUUGAGAUUUAACAGUGGAAAAGUGUAAAAUAUUAUAAGUAUAUACAGAUCAUUUUCUGGAUCUUGUAACUUAAAAAGGCUUAAAUAGAUCAUCACAAUUUCUUACACAAUAAUAAAUAGAACUUUUAACUGUUCAUUAGAAAUUUAGAAGAUUUCUAAAGUGAAUAGACUUAAAUACAACAACAUUUACAAAUAAUAUUUAAACGAUUAAAAUAAAAAUAAACUACUACACAUUAAAAAUACAUAAACUCUGAUACUUCUACAUUGCAUUUCUUAAAGUAGUAAAUGCAGAGAAAUAUAAAAAAACAUAACAAAGUUCUUUAAGAGUAGAAUGUAAUUUAUUAAGUAGGAGAUAAAAUACAUGUGAAAUAGUUUGUGCAAUAAAUAUAGAAAGGUACAAGAAUAUCACCAUCUAACCACCAAAAUAUCAAAGUAGGAUAAGCUUGAAUAAAAUCUAAAAUGACUUUCAAUUCCACAAACAGCACGAUAAUUAGUAUCAAAACAGUUAACACUAUUACAUUACCAUUUAUGAUAUUGCAUAAAAAUAAAUAUUUUGAUUUCAAACAUUAUUUUGAUAUUUAACGUUCUUGCUUGUAGAAAUAAUUUAUCAUACACAAUACACACCAGUAACUAAACUAUAGCUUUUUCAACUAAAAUAAAAAUAAAUAUUACCAUUUACUGUCUUAUAAAUAAUUAAUCAAUAAAUAUGAAUCAAUCUUUAGAUAAUCUUUUUUAAUUUCACUAUUUGAAAUAUAACAAAGUAUAAACCCUCCAAUGGGUGAAGUGGAAAAAUUAUAAUAUUGAUGACAGAUUUAAGGAAACUACUUUACUGAAUGAUCCAACAAUUAAUUGUGUGUUAGCGAAUAUGAUGAAAAUAAAAAUAAUAUUCCUAGAGAUAAAUUCUAAGCGGUGAUUAGUUUUAAAA
This is a messenger RNA of Macrosteles quadrilineatus (aster leafhopper), 3488 nucleotides long. RefSeq lists its product as uncharacterized. Gene Ontology annotation, molecular function: protein binding. The transcript has 2 exons. Bases 98 to 1534 code for a protein of 478 amino acids. The record is from RefSeq and is a predicted model, not a curated record. Lineage: Eukaryota; Metazoa; Arthropoda; Insecta; Hemiptera; Cicadellidae.